AUUCGUUAUAUGUUAACAGUUGGCGAAUUAAUUCGAUGGACGAAUUUAACAAUUUUUGAAAUUUGGUUGCAUUCAGUCGGAAUCCUUAUUUUUAGUGUAUUGCUGGUUUUUAAAAUUGAAUUUCAUUUGGGUCUAACAUUUUGGCAAGUUUUUACUCCACUUUUUAUCGCAACCGCAUUCAAUCAUUAUUUUCUAUUUAUUGUCUUUAUUCGAGCAGUCAUUCAUGAAAACGAUUGCAAAACUCCGUUUAUCAAAUAUGCAUUCAGUUGGUUACGAUGUAUUCUUAUGGGUAUUUUUGAAGCACUAUUAUGUUAUAAGAUAAAUGGGGAUCUCGAAGAUGGUCAAGUAGCGGUGCAAUCAUCUUACGGCAUUAUCUUCUUGCCAGUUUGGUCGUUAUUAGCGACACUUUGUUUUCAGGCUUGUAGGUUAUUGUAA
This is a messenger RNA of Dracunculus medinensis (Guinea worm), 435 nucleotides long. Lineage: Eukaryota; Metazoa; Nematoda; Chromadorea; Rhabditida; Dracunculidae. The record is from the annotation of a GenBank genome assembly.